AUGUACGUGUCGUUCCUUCUCGCGGCUGCUGCUGUCAUCACAACAGCCGCAGCUUUGGCAUCGUUGCCAGAACGUCCUAUCCGUGGUGGUUACGGCUACACGCGCAGUCCAGAUCGUUCCGUGUCGCUUACCUCUCCACGUCCGCAUGACGUCCUGGACGUGACAAAGCUGCCAAAGAAUUUUGACUGGCGUAACGUCAAUGGCACGCGCUAUGUGACCAUCUCGCGUAAUCAGCACAUUCCUCACUAUUGCGGAUCUUGCUGGUCCUUUGCUGCAACCUCUGCUUUAGCGGAUCGUAUUUUAAUUGCCAAGGGACGUCAUCCCCACAAUAAAUCAUCCGUUGAUGUACACCGUGAGGUUGUCCUGUCUCCACAAGUGUUGCUGAAUUGUGACAAAAAGGACAAUGGCUGCCAUGGCGGUGAUCAAUUGGAAGCUUAUCGUUACAUGAAAGAGAAUGGGGUUCCAGAAGAAGGUUGUCAACGAUACGAAGCUACAGGACAUGAUACGGGCAAUACGUGCACAGACAGGGACGUGUGUGAGAAUUGUCUACCAUCUAAAGGCUGCUUCCCACAGAAAACGUACGACAAGUACUAUGUGUCAGAGUACGGCACGACACUUGGAGAGCAACAGAUGAUGGCAGAAAUUUAUGCUCGUGGACCUAUUGCGUGCAGUGUUGCAGUUACAGACGAGUUCCUCAAGUAUUCGGGUGGUAUUUUUGACGACAAGACGAAUGCUACGGAUGUGGACCAUGCCAUUUCUAUUGUCGGGUGGGGCGAAGAGAAUAAUGUGCCGUUCUGGGUCUUACGUAAUAGUUGGGGAAGUUUUUGGGGAGAAGAUGGAUGGAUGCGACUUGUACGGGGGGUAAACAAUGUUGGUAUCGAAGGAGAAUGUGCAUUUGGUGUGCCUAAAGAUGACGGUUGGCCAACUUCUACUACUAUUAAAGAAGACGAGGCUCGACAAGAGGAAGAAGACGUAACCAAUGACGCCGAAGAGGAUCAAUCGAUGAAGUCGACGCUAGCUGGCUGUCGCCAAAAGCUGCACUUUGCCGGUGGCGAGCGUGUGACCUCGCAGCUGCCUCACGAAACAAUGGACCUCAAGGACCUUCCAAAGACUUGGGACUGGCGCGAUGUCAAUGGCAAGAACUACGUUACGUGGGACAAAAACCAACACAUUCCAAAGUAUUGCGGGAGCUGCUGGGCUCAGGGCACGACUAGUGCUCUGUCUGAUCGCAUCUCCAUCAUGAGAAAUGCUUCCUGGCCCGAGAUUGCAUUGUCGCCUCAGGUCCUCAUCAAUUGCCACGCUGGAGGCACUUGCAAUGGUGGUAACCCUGGUUUGGUGUAUGAGUAUGCACACCGCCAUGGUAUCCCUGACCAGACGUGCCAAGCCUACCAGGCGACGAACCUCAGAUGUGAUCAAUUUGCAAUUUGCGAAACCUGCUGGCCGUCAAAGGAGUCGUUUACUCCUGGUGUGUGCGAAUCGGUUAAAAAGUUCACGAAGUAUUACGUUUCCGAGUAUGGCUCUGUGAGUGGUGCAGACUAUAUGAAGGCCGAGAUCUACAAGCGUGGCCCCAUUGGAUGUGGCGUGCACGCAACUAAAAAGUUCGAGGCGUAUACGGGCGGCAUCUAUUCUGAGCACGUCAUGUUUCCUUUUAUCAACCACGAAAUUUCGGUGGCUGGUUGGGGUCAUGACGAGGAAACGGACACCGAGUACUGGAUCGGACGGAACUCAUGGGGGACGUACUGGGGUGAGAAUGGCUGGUUUCGUAUUCAAAUGCACCAUAACAACCUCGGCAUCGAACAAGAAUGCGACUGGGGUGUGCCGCUACCGGACGGUUCUAAGCCUAAAGACUUUGUCAUUUCUAUCGACUAUCAAGGCAACAAGGAGGCGGGCGGUGCGACGAUGCAAGACUUUCUUCACAUGGUAGCUCUUGAUGAAGUAAGCGAUCAAUGUCACUUGUUCACCGAUGUGUUUGAUCGUCUAGUGCAGUUGAUUUUGGCAUUCAUUGCUGUCUUUGUCCUGUACAUUAAGCGUAAACUCGAGUUACCCAUACGUCCCAUGAAAGUAUGGGUGCUUGACGUAAGCAAACAGUCUCUGGGUGCGCUGUACAUUCACUGUAUCAGCAUUAUCUUGUCCAUUGAGACAGUCGCUUCUACUUCCACAGUCUACGACGAGUGUGGCAUUUACUUCGUGAACUACGUCAUUGACACGACAUGGGGAGGUUUCAUCAUGAUUGUGUUUCUAAAAGGAAUCAACAAGGUAGCUGCACGGUUCGGUGUCGUGAGUAUUGCCCAUUGUGGAGAUUAUGGUGACCCACCGCGACUGCAGAUCUGGUGGACUCAAUUCUUUGUGUACCUCGUUGCACUCACGCUCAUGAAAGUACAUAACGUGCUUAUCAUCUGGGUCUUUUUCACCGACAUCGCGUACUUUUCCACUAACCUCUUCUCAGCUUUCGAGGACUAUCGACACUUGGAGCUAUCUAUCGUUAUGCUUGUCGUGCCCGGUUGUUGUAACGCAGCGCAGUUUUGGAUCAUAGAUUCUUACUUGAAGAUCGAGAGCAAUCAGCUUCAACUUCUGGGCUCACGUGUAGAUGACAGUGAAAAGCUGUGCAUAGGACAAAAAGCUGUUGCAUGCUUCUCUCAGCCACCGCUUUUCCAAGGUGAAGAGUCUGUCAAGAGCGUGAUUCUUCUUUAG
This is a messenger RNA of Peronospora farinosa, 2691 nucleotides long. The record is from the annotation of a GenBank genome assembly. Lineage: Eukaryota; Oomycota; Peronosporomycetes; Peronosporales; Peronosporaceae.